AUGACGUCCUCGGUGCUGCUUUUAGCAGCGCUAUGGACAAUGACGGCUGCUCAGGUGCUGACGCCGAGUUUGCUGACGAUUUCGCACCGUAAACCUAUCCGAGCCACUUCAACAUGCGGUGAGCACAAUGGACAACCGAUCAACGAAGUGUACUGCUCACUGACGGGUUCAACGCAAUAUUCGCCGCUGAACUACUAUUCAUAUCAAGAGGACACCACGAAUCCACUGCCGUACAGAGAAAUGCGCCAGGAGCGUGAGGCUUUCAUCCAGGGCGGUCAUGGAUGUGGCCAUUGUAUGGCUGGCACGGAGAACGCUCACCCGGCAGAGAACAUGGUAGACGGUAACACCAGUUGGUGGCAGUCUCCACCGCUGUCGAGAGGAAUGGAAUUCAAUCAUGUGAACAUCACCAUUGAUCUUGAGCAGGAAUUCCAUGUGGCGUACGUGUGGAUCCAAAUGGCCAACAGUCCAAAACCAGGCACAUGGAUCCUAGAGAGAUCAACUGAUUACGGAAAUACUUUUCAACCUUGGUAUUUCUUCGCUGAAACACCCGCGGAAUGCAUG
This is a messenger RNA of Ostertagia ostertagi, 561 nucleotides long. NCBI's taxonomy places the organism in Eukaryota, Metazoa, Nematoda, Chromadorea, Rhabditida, Trichostrongylidae. The record is from the annotation of a GenBank genome assembly.